Messenger RNA from Rhinopithecus roxellana (golden snub-nosed monkey), 2975 nucleotides. RefSeq names its product ADP ribosylation factor GTPase activating protein 2 (gene ARFGAP2). The record is from RefSeq and is a predicted model, not a curated record. The coding region runs from base 188 to 1795 and encodes 535 amino acids. Gene Ontology annotation, biological process: COPI coating of Golgi vesicle. NCBI's taxonomy places the organism in Eukaryota, Metazoa, Chordata, Mammalia, Primates, Cercopithecidae. Gene Ontology annotation, molecular function: GTPase activator activity. The transcript has 17 exons.
GCGCCCGUGGCUAACGUCACCGCCCCCGUCCUGCCGGCUGCCCAUUGGUCCAGAUCGGGCCCCAAUCACCCCACCCCUCGGCUGGCCCGGGCACCGCUGAGGCCGACCUGGUGAGCCCGCCCUCCCCGCCGUGGAUUGGCCCGCGGCGGGACCCGUCGGUCGCGGUUGUGUCUGGGAAGGAGAGAAAAUGGCGGCGGAGCCCAACAAGACCGAAAUCCAGACUCUUUUUAAGAGGCUUCGCGCAGUUCCAACCAACAAGGCCUGUUUCGACUGCGGCGCCAAGAAUCCGAGUUGGGCCAGCAUCACGUAUGGUGUUUUCUUGUGCAUUGACUGUUCCGGGGUGCACCGCUCCCUGGGCGUCCAUCUGAGCUUCAUCAGGUCCACAGAGUUGGAUUCCAACUGGAACUGGUUCCAGCUGAGAUGUAUGCAGGUCGGCGGGAAUGCCAAUGCGACGGCUUUUUUCCGCCAACAUGGAUGCACAGCCAAUGAUGCCAAUACCAAAUACAAUAGCCGAGCUGCCCAGAUGUACCGGGAGAAGAUCCGGCAGCUGGGGAGUGCGGCCCUGGCUAGGCACGGCACUGAUCUUUGGAUAGACAACAUAAGUAGUGCCGUUCCUAAUCACUCCCCGGAGAAGAAGGACUCUGAUUUCUUCACAGAACACACUCAACCUCCUGCCUGGGAUGCGCCAGCCACUGAGCCUUCAGGGACCCAGCAGCCAGCCCCGUCUGCAGAGAGCAGUGGCCUGGCACAGCCGGAGCAUGGCCCCAACACAGACCUGCUUGGCACCUCACCCAAAGCCUCACUGGAGUCCAUGUAUCUGUCAGCUAAAGGGGCCCUUCCUGCCAGAGAACUGAAAAGCUCCAUCAUUGGCAAGAAGAAGCCAGCAGCAGCUAAGAAAGGGCUGGGUGCCAAGAAAGGCCUUGGGGCCCAGAAGGUGAGCAGCCAGAGCUUCAGUGAGAUUGAGCGGCAGGCCCAGGUAGCAGAGAAGCUCCGUGAGCAGCAGGCAGCCGAUGCCAAGAAGCAGGCGGAGGAGUCCAUGGUCGCCUCCAUGCGUCUGGCCUACCAGGAGCUCCAGAUUGAUCGUAAGAAAGAGGAGAAGAAGCUACAGAAUCUGGAAGGGAAGAAGCGAGAGCAGGCAGAGAGGUUGGGCAUGGGCUUGGUAUCCCGAAGCUCUGUCUCCCACUCCGUGCUGUCUGAGAUGCAGGUGAUCGAGCAGGAAACCCCAGUGAGCGCAAAAUCUGCUCGCUCGCAGCUGGACUUGUUUGACGAUGUUGGUACUUUCGCCUCUGGACCCCCAAAGUACAAGGACAACCCCUUUUCCUUAGGAGAAAGCUUUGGUUCCCGCUGGGAUACAGAUGCUGCCUGGGGUAUGGACAGGGUAGAGGAGAAGGAGCCAGAAGUGACCAUCUCAAGCAUCCGGCCUAUUUCAGAAAGAGCCACAAACCGGAGGGAAGUGGAGAGCCGGAGCUCAGGCCUCGAGUCUAGUGAGGCACGUCAGAAAUUCGCAGGAGCCAAAGCCAUCUCAUCUGACAUGUUCUUUGGGCGGGAGAUGGAUGCGGAGUAUGAGGCCAGGUCUCGGCUGCAGCAGCUCUCAGGCAGCAAUGCCAUCAGCUCUUCAGACCUCUUUGGGGACAUGGAUGGAGCUCAUGGAGCAGGAAGUGUAUCUCUGGGGAACGUGCUGCCUACAGCGGACAUUGCCCAGUUUAAGCAGGGUGUCAAGUCUGUGGCCGGGAAAAUGGCUGUGCUGGCCAAUGGUGUGAUGAAUUCCUUGCAGGAUCGCUAUGGUUCCUACUGAUCCAAGCUCUGUGACUCAGGCUUACAGUGGUGACUGCAACAAGAACUCCACAGUUCCCAGGCUGGGGAUGCUUUGCCUUGUGGAAGCUGGGGAGGAUUUGUUACUUUGUAUGUGUGGUGUGUGUGUGGAGUGGUCUUGGAGGCGCUCACUCAUGUGAGGGGAAUGGUCAGUACCAGCCUUUUUCCUCUGCCUGUGGACUGGGCCCUUUUUUCCCACUCACACCACCCUCCGUGUGUUAGACUCUUGUCCUUCUGUCCUGCCCCCACAGCUGCUGCUCACUUGUCCUGCCACACUGGGAGAGGGGGUUCCCCCAGGAUGGCUUAUUCUGGGUCCAGCCUUUCCUCAAGUAGGGAAAGUGGAAGGUAGAAGGCUUUUUUUUUGCUGGCUCUAGGGUUCUUCUAGUUGGAGGGCUUGGGUCUCCAUCCUCUGGAACCAUGGGGAGGCCUGGAAGGAGUUCACUGUAGACCCGUCCCCUGGGGAAAGAGGCUGUGGACUUGCUGCUGCUGCCGCCAGUGGCCUCUUCUGGGUGCCAGGAGAGGGCGAAGGAGGGAAAGGCCCUUUUAGGCAUUACCAAGGACAGGAAACUACCUGGUACCUAAAGGUUUCAUUUGGGAUCAGACUGGAGACCCACGGGUUCUCCCGUCUCACCACCCCUUUCUACAGUAAGCACUUGGAAGAUUGUCUCAGGGUCCCUCUGUACCAUCUGCUGUGGACCGCAGGACCCUCUGCAACAUUCUCUGUCCCUUCAUCCCCUGGUUGGUGACCAUGGAGGGUCUUCUCUGCUGUGAUUCGACUCUGGAGGCCGUGAGCUUGAUGCUGGCCAGGGAAGCAGAGGAUGUGAGGGGCAGAGGCAGGCUCCUGGGGCUGAGCUCCUUCCUCUGCAUCAUUCUGGGCUUGGGAGCCUGGAUAGCACCCGCCAGUGAGAGCUGUGGGCCUCACCCUCUGGCAGCUGAGCCAAGCACUGUGUCAUUCUUGGUGCCAUCUUCCCCUGCCGCACCGGCAGUCUCAGCCCAGCCCCUAGCUUUGGGUUGUAGGUUGGGCUCCCAAGCAACACAGACCACUGUUCCCCUUGCCCCUCCCCCAGAGGGACAUGACUUUCUUUCUGGACUGUUUGUAUUUAAACAAAGUGGUGUCAAAAUAAAACCCCCGCAGGGCCUUGCUCCCUGUUGGUCUGAGUGAA